AUGGUGUUCAAAUCAUUCCGUUUUAGUACUAUUGUGAUUAUCUUUAUUUUAACAUAUAUCGUAUUAUCUCUUAUUUAUUAUCUUACAUAUUAUCAUUCUCAUUUUUACGAACGUUUUGAGAAGAAUGAAAUAGAAACAACUGACGAUUCGGAAUCUAAUGAACCCAUAAAAAAUAAUAAAUUUAAUGGAACUGAUUCGAGAAAUUAUCAAUUGUUAAAAAAAUUAAAUGUUAGUUUUGUUACAGACCCCAAUAAUUCAACGAACAUUAUUCAAUGUCCUCAAGUACCACCUGGUUUAGUUGGUCGUGUGGAAGCUGAUUUAUAUUCUUAUACAAUUGAAGAAAUAGAAAAAGAAUAUAGUAAUUUGGGUCAUGGUGGUCAUUGGUGGCCAAAACAUUGUACAUCAAAUCAUCGUGUUGCAAUCAUUGUACCAUAUCGAAAUCGAUUUGUACAAUUUAGAAUAUUUUUAUAUUUUAUGCACAGUUUUUUACAAAAACAAUUAUUAGAUUAUCAAAUAUUUCUAGUUGAACCACACAAAAGUAUAACAUUUAAUCGAGCAUUAUUAUUUAAUAUUGGAUUCACAGAAGCUCUCAAAGAUUACGGAUGGGAAUGUUUUAUAUUUCAUGAUGUUGAUUUAAUACCACAAGAUGAUCGAAAUUUUUAUUAUUGCCCGGUAGAGCCAAGACACAUGUCCGUUGCUGUGAAUACAAUGAAUUAUCAAUUGCCAUAUAGAACUAUCUUUGGCGGUGUCUCAGCGAUGACUCGUGAACAGUUUAGAUCUUUAAAUGGAUUUUCUAAUGUUUUUUUUGGUUGGGGCGGUGAAGACGAUAACAUGGCUUCUAGAAUAAUGCAGAAGUAUCGUAUAUCAAGAUAUCCAUUGAUCAUUGGACGAUAUAAAAUGCUUCGACAUUAUAAAGAUAAACCAAAUCAAAAUAGAAAAGUGUUUGAAUAUGGAACUUGGUUAUUUGUACCCGUUGUCAGUAAGUAUGAUUUAGUUAAUGAAAGUCGCGGAUUAUCUUUCUAG
Molecule: messenger RNA, 1023 nt
Organism: Didymodactylos carnosus
Lineage: Eukaryota; Metazoa; Rotifera; Eurotatoria; Philodinida; Philodinidae
Source: the annotation of a GenBank genome assembly